AUGCCUGCGGCUGGAUCUGAAUCAACUGCUACUGUCGUUUCAUGUAUUCAAAAAGUAGAUGAUAUCGAGAAAGAACCCGAAAACAAUACGAAUGAAAAAUCGGAAACAUCUGAGAAUAAUGAAAACUCUCCGAUAACACCAGGGACAAAAUUUAAUACGUCAGGAGGAAACAAUGAACCGUCACGCAGAUUCAGCUUGUCAGAUGAAUUAAAGAAUUUGGAAGAAUCUGCACCAGUAAAAGAAGAACUAAGUGAUUUGGAUAAAUUAAAAUCUGAAGCAGAUAUAAAAAACUACGAAAAAGCUUUUGAACCAACUAAUGAAGAAUUGGAAGAACAGGAGGCUUAUGAAAACAGAAAAAUGAAGUUAUCGAAAGAAAAAGAAGAACAAUUAAAACAAUCUGACAGUCUGAAAAUAGUAGAAGAAAGUGAUGGAGAGAACGAAGAGAUACGGAGAAUAGACGAAGAAUUCAGGAGAACAUUAGAAGAGAAUGAGCGGCAACAAUAUGAAGAAAUUAAGAGAAUGAGAGAGGAAAGAGAAAAGAGACAGAAAGAAACGGAAGAAGAUUUCCGAAAAAUGAAACAAGAAUCUCAGGAAAGGAUAACAGCAAUUUUAGGUUGCAUUCAAAGGAGAAUUCGUUUUGAAGAGAAAGAAAAAGAAUGGUCAGCUAUUUUGAAAGGAUUCCGAGAUCCGUUGAUAAAAAUAGUAACGUCUCAAUAUGCUCUCCAAGACGAGUUCCGAUGGCAAACUGAAGAUGAAAAAGAAACACCGGAAAUUAUAAUUGAAGAAGUUAAAUAUUUUGCCAAACUUGUUUGCAGUGCUCAAAAUGUGCUGGAAAAUGCAUUUUGCAAACUAGAGAUGCUCUCAGAAAACUAUGAUGAUAGAAUAUUUUUGAGAAUGAUUAUGAAACCUGUCAGUCUGGUAGGCCACCAAUGUAAUUCAAUCGGGGAGUCUCUUAUCCAACUUCUGAGAACACCGCUGCUGAAAGAUUCUCAGAAAAAGUUCAAUGACGCAGUUUCCAAUCUUGAUCCACAAUUAAUUCCAACCACAACAACACUGAAAAAUAACUCGAUGACCGCCAGAAUAGAAGAUUAUACUGGAAUGGAACCUACACCUCCUCCUGAAUGGUAUUACACUUUUUCUAAUAUUCAAAAUGACUGA
This is a messenger RNA of Caenorhabditis remanei, 1158 nucleotides long. RefSeq lists its product as uncharacterized. NCBI's taxonomy places the organism in Eukaryota, Metazoa, Nematoda, Chromadorea, Rhabditida, Rhabditidae. The coding region runs from base 1 to 1158 and encodes 385 amino acids. The transcript is spliced from 7 exons. The record is from RefSeq and is a predicted model, not a curated record.